UCCUCAUCAGCUCUUACUUUUCACAUCAUCAGCUCACCUUGAAGAGAAGGAACCUUCAGGUUUUGAGGGGAAGGAUUUAUUUAAUCUUUGAGCUAAAACCAGGAAUCACAUCAACCAACUGAGAUGGCGAAGGUCCUUUUUACUGUUGUUGCACUUGUUGCAUCCUUGGUCUUCGCGGAGUCCUUGGUCUGCAACAAGUGCACCUUUGGUCUGGUGGGCAUCUGCCUAAACAUGCAAAACGAGACCUGCGCCUCUGGCGUGACCAACUGUUACACUGACACACUGACUUUCAAUGCAAUCUCCGACUUCCGUGGUUUGAGCAUGCAGGGCUGUGCAGCCAACACCACGUUGUGCAAUUCAACCUUUGAGAAUACUUUGGUCUCUGUUAGAUAUAAAUACAACGAAACCUGCUGUACUCAAGACCGUUGCAACAAAAUCGUUCUCGACGGUGCCCCAUCAACCAAGAUGACCUUCACCGCUGCCGUCAGUGCAGCCAUCCUGGCCUCUGUGUGGGGAGGCAUUUUUUAAGGAAUUUACAAAACCUACAUGCUGGUUGUUUUUAAAUUAAUUUGUCCAAUUAAUGUUCUACAUGAACACGAAUCUUUGAAUAUAUUAAAUGCCAAACCUAAACGCUAAUCAGGUGACAGUCUGACAGAGGGCAAAAUUCUGGAAGCUGACCAAUGAAAUGUUUCAGAGAAACAUUGAGUUCAUACAUGUUUUGUGGUGGUGUUUUACUUUAUGAUUAUAAAAUAUCAGACUGUUUUAUCUUCGUUGCUCUUUUUUGUAGAUUAUUACACAACCAGCAUAAAUCAAUAAAAUAUCAGCAAAAACCUC
This is a messenger RNA of Fundulus heteroclitus (mummichog), 834 nucleotides long. RefSeq lists its product as uncharacterized. Bases 124 to 528 code for a protein of 134 amino acids. The transcript has 3 exons. NCBI's taxonomy places the organism in Eukaryota, Metazoa, Chordata, Actinopteri, Cyprinodontiformes, Fundulidae. The record is from RefSeq and is a predicted model, not a curated record.